AUGACGUAGCUAUCGAAAUGAUGCUAACGCUAGCUGGGUUUGCUUUUGACAGGCCGCUGUUGUUGACAUUCAUUGUUAGUUUGGCACAUGUGUAAACCGGUCCUGGCCCGCUUAGAGGACCUCUUUGCAUUUUGUGUGUAUUUGUCUGGGAUGUACGGAUGGAUAUUAGACAGAAUCUCGUCGUUGUUUGAGCCCGACGCAGGGCAAAAGCAAGAAACUAACGAGGAGCAAGCGAGUGGCGCCAGGGUAAGGCGGCGUGAGGGCCACGGGCGACCAGUUAAACGGAACUACCAGAGUGUUGAUGCAGCAGACAGUCUUAGUCAGAGUGACCAGAUAGAGGUGAAAAGACGAAGAGGAGAUGUGAUAAGUUUUGUGAAGAACACCGUGGCUAGAGUGACAAGUCUGUUCCGAGUGCACAGACCGCUGCUAUCCACAGACUUCGACAAGCACGAACAAUAUGAUGACACACAGUCUGUUACACUGGGAAUCGAUGAGCUGCACACCCCAUGGCUGACAAGCAUUGACUGGAGAAUGGAUAAACCAGGGCUUGAGAGAUCGGUGCAGAAUCAUUUUCAGAGCUCCUCACCUCCUUUAUUGAGGAAAUUCAGUGGGACCUCUUCUGGGCUCCUCGACAAAGAGAGGAGAGGCCCCUUGCAGCUGCUGCCUUCACGGCCUACUGUUAGCAUGGGAAUGCCCAGCUCUGACCAGACUUGCAAUGGCUUUGGACACAGCCGCUGCUACAAGUCCAGCCUCACCGUGGAAAAGGCCAUAAAGCAGAAUGACAAGGAGCACUACAGACGCCUACUGGAGAUGGUCACAGAGAAGUACAGCAAGAGCCAACCGCUACCUUUCAACCAAACAAAACCCCAACCUGUGUCUGUAUCACAAGGUCAACACACGGUGACGGCUUCAAGAAAACCUUUUGAGAAGACACCCAAAAAGAUGGGAUGUUCCACUGCCCCCACUAUGCUGGCUUGGAGAAAUGCAUCUGCAAACAAGGGCAGAUGGACGGGGCUGCCUCUCAGUAAAUCUUACACAGCAGCACCAGAAGACAGGCAACAUGGGCGAGGUGCAAAGAAAACAGUAGCUGAGUUGGACCUUUCCACAGAAGUAGCCACGCGCCUCAACCUCGUCGAUCGAGUGCCGCCUACCGUCAGCCUGCCCGCCCCGCACGCGUUGCAUGCAAGACACACUGCUGAGGACAUACCCCGACUUACUCAGGAGAUGGCGACAGAAGUAAGCGCUGCUCUGGCACAGAAUGACCCCAAUUUGGUUUUAAGUGCUGCUUUCAAGCUGCGCAUCACGCAGAGAGACUUGGUGACUCUUCAGGAAGGCGGCUGGCUCAAUGAUGAGGUGAUCAACUUCUACCUGUCCCUGGUUAUGGAGCAGUGUUCUGACACGGGAGCGAGAGUGUACUCGUUCAGCACCUUCUUCUACCCCAAGCUCCGAGGCGGAGGAGUCGGGGGGCAAGCCGGGGGGCACGCCGCCGUGAAGCGCUGGACAAAAGCCGUCGACCUCUUUCUGUACGACUUGGUUCUAGUCCCUCUCCAUAUAGGCGUCCACUGGGCUCUAGCGGUGAUAGAUUUGAAAGCAAAGACGGUGAAGUCCUAUGAUUCAAUAGGCCAAAGACAUGAUGACGUUUGCAGUCUUUUACUUCUCUACCUCAAGGAGGAGCACAGAGCAAAAAAAGUCAGAGAACUGGACAGCUCAAAGUGGACUGUUGGUUGCAUGCGAGCCUCUGAAAUCCCCCAGCAGAAAAAUGGCAGCGACUGUGGAGUGUUUGCAUGUAAAUAUGCACAAUACAUCGCUAAAGGAAGACCUCUCACCUUCAAACAGUGGCACAUGCCUCUCUUCCGUAAGUUAAUGAUUUGGGAAAUUCUGCAUCGGAAGCUGCUGUAACAUGUCCAUUCAGCAUGUCAACAUGCGGAAAAAACCUAUACAGACAUUGCAAGGAAAGGAAGAAGAAGAACUGAGCGGGGAGGACGAUUUGUCUGACUGAAGUCCAGCUGCUCACCGCUUAAGACUUUAUUUACUUCCCUUUACAGCUCUGUGACAUUAACCUGUUUUAGUCUCUGAGUUUUAAUUAGAGACUUUUCUUGGACAUGCACAUUGAGAGCUUUGCUGCUGGCCGAGUGACUUUUUUUUUUUUUUUUCCACCUUUGCAUUGUUUGUAUAAUUGUCCUUAGUACUGCCACAAGUGCCUUUUAUCUUCUGACACUGACCUCAGAUCCAAACUGGAGAGCGACCAUGAUUGGAUUCCAAUGUAUGAUUUCACAAGCAACAGACAAGUAAGUUUAAGUUAAACUUGCAGAAAAUACAUGAAGUUUUUUUUUUUAUUACAUGACUGAAUUAGUUUUUUUCAAAGGCCUACUGAAACCCACUACUACCGACCACUCAGUCUGAUAGUUUAUAUAUCAAUGCUGAAAUAUUAACAUUGCAACACAUGCCAAUACGGCCGGUUUAGUUUACUAAAUUGCAAUUUUAAAUUUCGCGCGGAAGUAUCAUGCUAAAAACGUCGCGGUAUGAUGCCUCGUGCGCGAGUGACUUCACACAUUGUAGAGGACAUUUGGUCCCAGCACCGUUCACAGCUAUAAGUAGUCUCUUUUUAUCGCAUAAUUCUACAGUAUUAUGGACAUUUAUGUUUGUUAAUCUUUUGCAAUUUGUUCAAUGAACAAUGGAGACAUAAAAGAAGAAAGCUGUAGGUGGGAAGCGGUGUAUUGCGGCCGCCUUUAGCAACACAAACACAGCCGGUGUUUCAUUGUUUACAUUCCCGAAAGAUGACAGUCAAGCUUUACUAUGGAACAGAGAUGUCAAGCGAACACGGUUGGAUUGGACCACACACACAAAAGUACAGAGUAUUAUGUGUAUUAAUAAAAAACAUUUUACCAUUCUGUAUUCUGAAGGCGAUCUAUGUCGUGUGCUACUCCGGCAUCAAUAUGCGUCCUCCUGAUCGUCACAGUCAGCGUCGGGUUCAAAGCGGUAUGGCUCUAUCCCUUGUUGCGGUUGGUCCUGCCUCCCCCACGACUGCCAGGGCGCCUCUCACAGCAUCUUCCCUAUCUGAAUUGCUCCCACUGCCCUCUUUUGUUUUUUCCUAGUCCUUCACUCUCACUUUCCUCAUCCACGAAUCUUUCAUCCUCGCUCAAUUUAAUGGGGAAAUUGUCGCUUUCUCAGGCCGAAUCGCUCUCGCUGUUGGUGGCCAUGAUUGUAAACAAUGUUCAGAUGUGAGGAGCUCCACAACCCGUGACAUCACGCGCAUAUCGUCUGCUACUUCCGGUACAGGCAAGGUUGGUUUUUUUUAACAGCACCAAAAGUUGCGAACUUUAUCGUGGAUGUUCUCUACUAAAUCCUUUCAGCAAAAAUAUGGCAAUAUCGCGAAAUGAUCAAGUAAAUAAGAAAAUCGCAUUUCAGUAGGCCUUUAAGUAUGUAUUUAGUUGUGCUAUCUUCAAUGAAUGUAGUUGUUUAUUCCCUGACUGAACCAGUAAGAGGUGUGAUGGUAAUGUACAGUACAGUUUUUACAAUUGCAUAGCAAACUACUGUAAACAGGCAUGUUGGGAGUUCAUGCUUUAAAAAAAAAAAGGAAUAAAUGUUAUUAAUGUAACCUCCAUUUGGCUCAUUGCUACUCGCCAUAGUACGGUGCUUCUCAAUUAUAUUUCUGUGAGCAGCCCAUGCAUUGUCUUCUCGACUUUGACUACUUUUGGUAAAGUAGCUUCAAGAUUGCAGUUCGUUUUGAGGACGAAAGUUGGAAAUCCUUUGCUUGAAGCCCUUUUCUUCCACCGUGGAAGGAAGACACUUUUGUCAAGUUGCUCCCCUGCGCCCUACCAUGUCCAAACUUGCUGUGCUACGUUUGUUCUGUAAAAAUGUUUGUUUGUGCCUUUAUGGUUUUUAAGUUAUUCUUUAAUAAAUCACCCCAAACUGAAA
Nerophis ophidion (straightnose pipefish) is the source of this 3918-nucleotide messenger RNA. RefSeq names its product SUMO specific peptidase 2 (gene senp2). Gene Ontology annotation, biological process: protein desumoylation. NCBI's taxonomy places the organism in Eukaryota, Metazoa, Chordata, Actinopteri, Syngnathiformes, Syngnathidae. The record is from RefSeq and is a predicted model, not a curated record. Gene Ontology annotation, molecular function: deSUMOylase activity. Gene Ontology annotation, cellular component: nucleus. Bases 88 to 1899 code for a protein of 603 amino acids. The transcript has 17 exons.